AUGACCAGGAUCCUCGCAGACGCUGCGCAAUGGGUCAGCGGAGACCUAUUCGGAUCGAAGUCCAUAUGGCCCGACGCAGACGACGUGCUAGAACUCUGCCAGAAGAGGCUGUUGAUAUGCGACGAGUGUAAGAUAGCAGACGGGUUCAACUAUGACAACGUGAAGAAGUGGACAUCGGAGGCUCCGGUGACGAUGAAGGGUAGGACGGGUUACCUGGCACAGACCGCGACAAUCACGUCCAACAACAUACCCUUCUACGAGAAGUCUGCGAUGAACAACAGCAUAGGGAGACGUAUGGUGGUGUACCACAUGUGUAAGCCGAUGACCAAGCAGAAGAAGGUCUACCCGAGAGAGGUCACCAACAUGGUCUCUUUAAGCUUCAUGUCGUUGGCGGUGUCUGUCGCAGCCGCUUUCGAGAGGCCACCCACGUCCCUCGCGAUCGCCCUGUACACAUUCUUCCGGAAGAACGUCAACAAGAUGACAGCCGGGUUGGUGUACGACGUCGGUGCUACCAGGUACGAGUGCAUACCAGCUACUUGUGCUAUGGCUAUACGAUGCGGUAUAACCUCCAAGAAGCUCUGCCAGGCGUUCUGGUCAUGCUCGCCGUCGCUGGUCACGGACAACGAACCGGGGAUGCCGUACAUAAACUCGAUCAGGUUCGUCAGGAAGAGGCUUUCUGAGCACGGGAAGGCCAUCGUAGACGAUAGGAACAGGACACACCAGGAGUAUAUCAAGCUGGAUUCGCUGCUGGAGAGGGGAGCGGCAUUCUCGUACUAGUCGAAGUAGCGAUCGAUGAACCACUCGAACUGACAUCGACGUCAAAAUCUGCAGGACUGUGACAAGUCCACCGAGCAGGUUACUACUAAGUGGUUGUGGUACCACGCAGAAGAACGGCGUAGAUACCAGAUCAACCCUACGACAACACGAGAGCGCGACCAUGAGUACCGCAACUUCGGCCACCAGAGCACAAGUCGCUCAGAAUCCCAUGGACGACCCGGAAAAGAGGAUGGACAACAUGAUGAACGCGGUGACCUUGUCGAAGUCGAGGACUGCGAGUGCGUCUACUACCUCUCCACCUACGACUCCCAAGUCGACUGGCAACCAGACGAGAUCUUCCCAGGAGAAGAAGACGCCUACCCCGAUAGGACAACGCGGUUGCAAAGGGAGCGAGUAUGCCAUUCUCGUACGGGCUGAUGCCGACGCACAUGCACUUGAUCGGAGUGGAGUUCGCUACAGCCAUCAUCGCCAUUGCCACGUUCUGGUACGUGUCCUUAUUCGAAACCACGUAGACUUUGGUCAAGAAUCUGGUGGUCGCAUCCAAACACGCAGACCUCACGUCAGACUGGACGGUGUUGACCUUCGAGACGUCCAUCCUCGUUCGGACUCUUUCCCCAAUCGCGUUGAUUCUCGUCGACAAGUGGUUGUCCAUGAUUUUGGCCCAGUCCAUCAACGUGUUUUUACUCGCUGUGCGGAUGACGACGGUGCUGACGAUCGUGAUACGGUAACGACUGUGGAGUGGAGUCGGUGCUAA
Hymenoscyphus albidus is the source of this 1531-nucleotide messenger RNA. NCBI's taxonomy places the organism in Eukaryota, Fungi, Ascomycota, Leotiomycetes, Helotiales, Helotiaceae. The record is from the annotation of a GenBank genome assembly.